AUGCAAAGCGUCUGCCUUCUACAAGUUGUUUCCACUUUAUCUUUACUCAUCCUAUCCAAAGCACAGCCGGCGGUCGGAUCCGGUGUCUCCUGUCUCAGGUCCAGUCCUGCUGCUGCACAUGACGGACACACGCGCGUCACGUUCCUGCGAGAGGACGCAGCCGGUGUGCGCGCCCUGUUCCUCAGCCUGUGGUCCGAGGACGCGCGCCCGGUGACAUGCGAAGUGAACUCGGACCCUCUGGUGACGGAGAAAUACCGCAGGCUUUGCGACAUAAGCCAUGAAGUAACCCGGCGGUUUAAUAUCAGCGCGCUGUUGGCUCCGGAUUCUCGCUUUUGUGCGGGCGUCUCCUCCACAGCGCCAAAGCUUCCCAGGAGAGAAGAGACAGCGGGGAGAGCGCGCAGGAAACGCGCCUGGAUGUUCCCCGGGACGCUGUGGUGCGGCACCGGGAGCAAAGCGCUCGGAUACGAACAGUUAGGGAUGUUUGAGAGAGCGGACAGAUGCUGCCGAGAACACGACCACUGCCUGCACAUCAUCCCCUCUUUCACGGUGAAUUAUGGCGUCUUCAACCCUCACUUCUUCACCGUCUCACACUGCCACUGUGACCAAAGGUUUCGGCAGUGCCUUCUUGGUGUCAACGACACCAUUUCCAGCAUGGUGGGCUACAGCUUCUUCAACAUCCUGCGGGUUCCCUGCUUCGAGCUCAAACAGCUGAGGCGAUGCACCCAGAUGUCCUGGUGGGGAACGUGUAAAGUCACCAAAAAGGCUCUCUAUGCCGUCUUCAAAAAGCCGCUCCGUUACAGCUCCUCCGAUGUUACAAGCAAACACGGAAACAACGCUGAGAGCAACGCGCUAACAAGCAGCAAGAGGCAAAGAUUCAUCGUCAACCCGCACAGAACGUUACCCAAAAGUGAACACCGAUGCUUCAGAGACUCGCCCAGAGGAGACACUGCCAGCCUCAGAAGGACGAAGGAGAAAGGAUACAGCCAGCUGCUGUGUAGAAGCCUCAAACAUCUGGAUGAAUGUAAAUACAAAAUCCAUCCUUUGGGGAAGAAGUUUGGCCUGCAGAACCUGGAGCCACAGACGGCGUACCACUGUGACUGCACCAGCUGCUUGGCUGUUCAGAUUAAAAGCUUCAAGAAACCCGGUGUUCUCCCCGCGCUGCUGAUGGAUUUCGUGUCUCAAUUCUGCUUCAAACUGCCGGAGGAGAAGAAAUGCCACCGCGGGACAAGCUGUUCUGGAGGCUUCACUCCAGCCUCUGACCUACUUCAGGCACUUAAGCUGAUGGAGGAAAAAGACACGGCUGGGGUGCGAAAUUCAGUCAAUUACAGAAGAAGAGGGAUUCCUGCUCGGCUUUAUAAGCGAUGCCUAAGGCUGGAGAGAGAAGCGGAUGUUAUGGCACAGCACACACGGUCUUAGACUAUAAUGGGCAGCAACAAUGAGUUGGAUCAGCUUUACAUUUCAUGCAGUGCUUUCUGUUUGUCGAUGGUGUAAAAUGGCGUAAAAAGCACUCAAACCUUUUUGAAUAUUGAAAUAGGCCUGUAUUUGAAAAUAUGCCAUGAAUGUAAAUGUUAUAUAUUUAUAAAGAGCUGUCAUACAAAACUGCAUGCCAUCAGAUUGUGCAUUAAAGAUGGAAAUAAAUGUUUCUGUUUGACUAA
Perca flavescens (yellow perch) is the source of this 1655-nucleotide messenger RNA. RefSeq names its product group 3 secretory phospholipase A2-like. Gene Ontology annotation, biological process: arachidonate secretion; phospholipid metabolic process. The coding region runs from base 1 to 1416 and encodes 471 amino acids. NCBI's taxonomy places the organism in Eukaryota, Metazoa, Chordata, Actinopteri, Perciformes, Percidae. The record is from RefSeq and is a predicted model, not a curated record. Gene Ontology annotation, molecular function: A2-type glycerophospholipase activity. The transcript is spliced from 7 exons.